AUGGCGAGCUCGUGGGUGCCGGAUAUCGACCCGUGCAGCGACUUUUCGCUGGCCAACAUUCCGUUCGGCAUCAUCUCCACGGCAGAUGACCGCUCACCACACGCGGGCGUGGCCAUCGGGUCAUACGUCCUGGAUCUCAAAGUCCUCGCCGCCAAUACCGACCUGACCGCAGUCUUCCCGGGCAUCAAUGGUCUAACAGAAACCUUCUCCCAGCCGACCCUCAACGCCUUCGCCCGGCUAGGCCGGGCUGUCCACCGCCAGGUGCGGGCCGGAAUCCAGGACCUCCUCUCCGCAGACACUACCCAGCCCUCUAUCCUCCGGGACAACCCUGAUCUCCGCCAAAAGGCUCUCCUGCCCCAGCGAGCCGUCAAGAUGCACAUGCCAAUGGAGAUCGGCGACUACACAGACUUUUACGCUGGCUAUCACCACGCCUAUGCCGUGGGCGUCAUGUUCCGCGGUCCGCAGAACGCCCUUCAGCCCAACUACCUGCACAUGCCCGUCGGCUACCACGGGCGCGCCUCCAGCGUCGUGGUCUCCGGGACCCCCAUCCACCGGCCCGUGGGACAGAUCUUGCUGGACCCGUCCCAGGCCGGCCCGAAGCAGCCUGUCACCGCGCCGAGCCGGAAACUGGAUAUUGAGCUUGAACUGGGCUGCUUCAUUGCGAGGGGAAACGAGAUCGGGCGCGGGAUCUCGGUGGGUGAGGCGGAGGAGUAUAUUUUCGGCUAUGUGCUGUUGAACGAUUGGAGUGCGAGAGAUAUUCAGAUGUGGGAGUACGUGCCGCUUGGCCCGUUUAACGGCAAGAACUUUGCUACCACCAUCAGCCCGUGGGUGGUGCUUGCCGAUGCGCUAGAGCCGUUCCGGGCGAGGGCGAUUGAGAAUAAGACGGAGCUACAGGCGUAUUUGGAGGAGAAGAGGGAGGACAACGUGUUUGAUAUCAAGUUGGAGGUGGAUUUGACGACCGCCGAGGGCGACACAACCACCAUUGGCCGCACCAGCUCCAAGCAUCUCAUCUGGUCGUUCCCGCAGAUGAUUGCGCACCACACGCUUGGCGGUUGUCCGAUGCGCACCGGCGACCUGCUCGGAUCGGGGACCAUCAGCGGUCCCGGCGGCGCUGGGGAGCGCGGCAGCCUGCUAGAGAUGACUGAGAACGGAAAGAGGGAGGUGCUGCUGUACGGGAUGGACAUGCGGACCUUCCUCAAAGACGGCGACACUGUCACACUGCGUGGCUUCUGCGGGCCUGAGGGCGGCAGGGUGGGGUUUGGCGAGUGUCGCGGGCGAAUUUACAGCUCCUUGCAGAGCUGA
Chaetomium strumarium is the source of this 1302-nucleotide messenger RNA. RefSeq lists its product as uncharacterized. The record is from RefSeq and is a predicted model, not a curated record. Gene Ontology annotation, biological process: L-tyrosine catabolic process; L-phenylalanine catabolic process; homogentisate catabolic process. Bases 1 to 1302 code for a protein of 433 amino acids. Gene Ontology annotation, molecular function: fumarylacetoacetase activity. The transcript is spliced from 2 exons. Lineage: Eukaryota; Fungi; Ascomycota; Sordariomycetes; Sordariales; Chaetomiaceae.